AUGAGAAAAUUCUUCAGUCAAAAAUCUAAACACAAGACAACAUCAACAUUGACAGGUUCAUCAUCGACCACAGGAACACCAUUUAUUAAAGAUGAUGAAUUACAAAUAACAAGCAGUUUAACAAGAAAAUGCAAAUCACAGACAACGCCUAGUCAAUCUCAAGUUUUAACAAAUUCAGCAGCAGAUCUUAUCUUUGAACCGACAAUUAAUGAAAACAUAUCAUCCGAACAAAAUCUUAAUACUCAAUUCAAACCAGAUGACAAUGAAGAAAAAUCAAAAAAACUAUUUGUUGUUGUUUCGGACGUCGACUCAACUGGUGCAUCAUCGGUGCCAACAACAGCAACGGUAUCCAAUGAAAAUGCUGAUUCUCAUUUAUUAAGUGUUGAGGAACGUGAAUCGAGUGAACCGGUGACUACACUUCAACAAUCUCAUUAUCAACAACAUCCCCUAACGCGUAAACGUUCAUCAACUGGGUCAGGUCAACAUCUAGUUCGUUAUCGUGAACAAAAUUCGAAGAAAUUCGUUGAAGAACGUCUUCGUCGACGCAGUUGGAUGGUCUCCCAAGCACAGUUAUUAUCAACAUCGUCGAAUUGUUCAAAUGUGAUGUCAACAUCGGUAAACAAUUCACAAUCGCCUGAGAUUCUUUCGCAUAAUCAACAAACAACAAAUCUCUCCCGUUUACGUCGUUUACGUUUAGGACAAUCAGAGCCUAAUUUGAAUUCAGUACAGAUGAAUUACUUCUAUCAGAUAUCACCGUCACUUAAGUCAUCGCCUCGGACAUCAUCAUCAACAACAAAUGAACAAAAUAGUUCGCAGACAAAUCAAUCCAAUUCUGCCAACCAUCCAUUAACACCAUCACAAAGUCAACAAACGCAACAUUUCUUUCCCUAUCCAUUGCGUCGACCAAGUUCACGUCGUUCGAAUUUAUCCAGUUUGAAUCUAAUCAAUUUGAAACAUGUGCUAAGAAAACAACUAUCUCCUCAACAACAAAUCUUAUGUCCAGCAUUAUCUGAACCACAAGACGCAAAUAAAACAGCGAAUGCGUUCAAUCCAUCGUCCACCAGUGCAUUUAAACCGAUCGUGAAUCUCGAUGAUAAUUCCAACCGUCGAUGGUCAUUAACAUCAGCUCCAUCAUCAAGUGGUUACGGAACAACAACACCGAUAACAUGCCAUUCACACGAAAGUUCACAAUACUCAUCAUCGGAACGUCUUCAACAUCAGCAACAACAACAACAAAGCCAACAACAUGUCUGCACGUGUAAACAACCAAGCAAUCUACCGAAUUCCAACGAAGGAAGUUCAUCGAAUGGUAGUCCACAUGAUGAUUUCGCCUAUGGAAGUUUACAACGUUUAGAAUCACGCUCAUUGUCAAUGUCGAUGCUCGAUGCGAAUAUCUCCUCAUCGCCAUGUAAAAUGAUGACUAUGCCCGCUCAGGACAUGAAUACAAUGGCAUACAUCUACAAGGAACGUUAUCCCACUGCGAAGGUACAAAUGGAAGAGCGUCUACAAAACUUCAUUGAUACGCAUAAAACAGUUGAUAAAUACGAAUAUUGUUCGGACGGAUCAGCUCGAUUCAUUCAUAAUCAAAUUAUUGAAUUAGCCAAAGAUUGCUUGGAAAAGUCACAUGAAGAUUUAAUAACAACAUUGUACUUCAAUGAAAUGACAACGAAUCUAGAGCGUUUGUUGUUGAAUGCAAAGGAAAAAUGUCCACAAGCGAUUGAAAAUCUGCAAACUGUCGCGCGAAAUCUUCUGUUAACAACAGCACGAUCAGCACGUCUAUUAGAAUGUUUAGAAUUCGAUCCGGAAGAUUUCUUGCGAACGUUAGAUGAAGUGGAGUGUCAAGCGAAGAUCAAUGGAAACAUUAAACAAGAUAUUCCGAAAUAUAUUUGUUCAAAGCUUAACUUAGACCGGAAUCCACUUGAAGUUAUCGACGCAUUACAGGUCAAUGAAUCAAGUGAUCUUGAACGACAUGAUUCUGUCGAUAGCAAAACGAGUGUUGGUCUAUCGGAAAGCGAAAGCGAAUCAUUAACAGAUUCGAACUAUUUAACUAUCACACCGAAUUCUACGUUUCCACCGAUUGAGCAUUCAUUGUCGACCAAAGCUCCAUGUGAAGACGAUUUCGAAGUGAUUAAACUAAUCUCGAAUGGAGCCUAUGGUGCCGUUCACUUAGUCAAACAUCGUCAAAGUCAGGAACGAUAUGCAGUGAAGAAGAUUUCCAAGACUCAUCUAAUCUUACGAAACCAAGUCGAACAAGCUUUUGUCGAACGCGACAUCAUGACAUUUACUGAUAAUCCAUUCGUUGUUGCAUUGAUAUGCACAUUCGAAACGAAAAAGCAUCUAUGUCUUGUGAUGGAGUACGUCGAAGGUGGAGAUGUUGCUACAUUAUUAAAAAACAUCGGUGGACCUUUGAAUAUCGACAUAGCACGAAUGUAUUUUGCUGAAACAACGCUGGCUGUGGAGUAUCUUCAUUCCUAUGGUAUUAUUCAUCGUGAUCUUAAACCAGAUAAUCUGCUUAUAACAGCUGUUGGCCAUAUAAAACUAACCGAUUUCGGCUUAUCGAAAAUUGGUUUGAUGUCAUUAACAACGACUUUUUAUGAAAAACAUAUCGAUAAAGAAACGAAAGCAUUCAAUGAUAAGCAAAUAUGCGGAACACCGUCAUACAUAGCGCCUGAAGUUAUUCUUAGAAAAGGUUAUGGCAAACCGGUCGAUUGGUGGAGUAUGGGUAUUAUUUUAUAUGAAUUUUUAGUUGGUGUACCACCCUUUACGGGUAAUACACCUGACGAAUUAUUUGUGAAUGUUAUCAACGGACAAAUCGAAUGGCCUGACAUUCUCGACGAGUCAACUCUUGAUUUGUCUUCGUCGACAUGUUUCGACUCAUCGGAACAAGUCUUUUGUCCCGAGGCGAAGAGUUUAAUUGAACAACUCCUUGAACAUGAUCCAUCGCAACGUUUGGGUACAUUAGGUGGUGCUUUAGAAAUUCGUGCACAUCCAUUUUGUGCUUGUAUUAAUUGGAAUACUUUAUUACGUGAAAAAGCUGACUUCGUACCAGUAUUAGAAUCACCUGAUGAUACAUCGUAUUUUGAUACGCGAGAAGAUCGUUAUCAACAUUCAGAUGAUGAUGUUUUAUCAUCGACGACGAAUAAACAAACACAAGUAGCAUUACCUGACAAUGAUUCCGAUAUAUUAUUCGCUUCAUUUUCAUCCGUCUCGUUAAAAUAUGUUUCAGAACUAUCGGGUAAUUCGAAACAACGUCAUUCAAAUAAAACUCAACACCCUCAAGACUCGACAACAACAAACACAACUGCAUCGGAGGUCUCAUCAACUGAUGUAUCAAGAACGAAUUCAUGUUCCGAAUGUUUUAAUCCUGAUAAUAUUAUAAGAAUUAAUUCACCAAGUGCUUUUCAACCACUUGUUAUGUCCCAAUCAAUGCCACCACAGACAAGAGAUAAGGUUGAACCAUCGCCCGUUCAGCCAACAUUUGGUUCGGAUACUUUUGAACCAUUGCUUGUCUCAUCAGAUGAUAAUUCUUCAGAAACACCAUCUCAUAAGAAUAAUUCCGUAGCAUCAGCUGGUUCCGAUAAGCUUUUAUUAUCGAAUAUAUCACUGUCAAGACAAAACUCUUCCUCAUCAUCGUCACUUUCAUCAUCAAUUCCAAAUUCUACAUUAACCCCGAUAACAAAAAAUGUUGAAGAAAAGAAAACAGCUGCAAUCACUACUAGUACACCUUCGACAACAACGAAACAUUACAAGCAACGUAAAACGUCACUCAGAUUACUUGAACAGCAAAAUGCGAAUGAUAGUGGUGAUGACAAUCAACAGCAAAAAGGUAAACCCCGCCAUCAUUACCACCAUAAGAAAGUGCGAAUACCUCGAGUCCUAUCUCCUCUACGUCCAAAACAAUCAACAACAUCACCAACACCAGCGAGUAAUAUUCCUAUUCCAUCAAAUACAAAAUCACAAGACGUCAUACAAUCAAAUAAAUCAAAUAACUCGUCAACAUCAUCACAAACUACACCAAAGGCAGCCGUUAUCAAUGAAACUGAAUUUAAAAAAUCAGCUUCAUCCAAUUCGUUGAUACCAGCACCAACACAUAAAGUUAUUUCAUCUAAUCUAACAACAACAACCACAACGACGUUGACGACCACAUCAGUAGCAAACACAAACCGACCGAUUAAAUACAAUAAUCAACAACGAAGUUUUCCACGAUCUUUAUCGAAGUCAUUUUCAUCGUCUUCUUCGUCGUCAUCACCGCCGCCACCAGUAUGGUUUAACAAUCCAGAUGAUCGUUCUUAUCGUCAUACACAACGUCAUAACAUGGCUGUCUCGCCUCUCGAACGUGAUACAACUCUCCGAGCCCAUCAACAAAAUUCAUUUUCAUCAUCGACAAUAUCUCCUGUACACUCAUUAACACACAAUCUUCGACCACCGAUCAUCAUUCGUCGUGGUCCACGCAGUUUUGGCUUUACAUUACGUGCUGUGAAAGUCUUUCAUGGUAACACCGACUAUUAUACAACACAACAUGUUGUCGUCGCUGUUGAAGGCCCAGCUGAAGAAGCUGGCCUAAGGCCGAAUGAUGUUAUUACUCAUGUGAAUGAACGUCCUGUUGCUGGUCUUCUACAUCCUGAAGUUGUGAAAUUAAUUUUAAGUGGUUCACCGAAAUUGUCUAUCCGAGCAAUUCCUUGUUCAGAAACUCAGAUACGUACUGGUGGACGACGUCGUUCGCCUUCAAAACAGAAGAUUCGCUAUCAACAGCAACAUUAUUACGAUAACAAGAAAACUCAAACGAGCAAUUCAUAUCAUCAACCAUAUUGCCUAAAAUAUCGAACGAACUCGUCAGGAAACUCUUCCAGUAUUAAUUCAAAUAAUAGUAAUGGAAAUAAUGCAGUAACUAAUCCAAAUAAAAAGCAUCCACAAAACAAUUCACUCUUUCGACGUUUGAGUGAAAGAAAAGUAGCACGAGAUAUGGAAGCAGCAGCCGUCGCUGCUGGUCUCCCAUUAACCAUUCCAACAACGUUUAUAACCAAUACCAAUUUAGCACAUACAUUAACAACGACAAACACAUCUAUACUCUCGUCAUCGUUACCAUUACUUUUGUUUAAUAAUCAAUCGAUUCAUGAACAUAACAACGAAAGAUCUGCAUCAGUAAAUUAUCAUCAACCUCGUCCCAACAUACUUGAUUCAUCCGAAUGGCCACCACUUCAAGCACCGCUCAAACCACCGACACCGACUGGCACUGAACCAGAUUCUCCUCAACCCACACUAUUACCAUUAAUUGCCAGGCAGAAAUCACAGAUAUCUGUUUCGCCUUUGGCUAAAUGUCCUUCAUCGGCAACAUCAUCGAGUACAACAAAUUCAAAUCUACCGACAUCAAAUCCAUCUACACAUCACUCUCUUUGUAAAACCCUAUCUGAACCACCCGUUUUUCCUCAUCAGCAUAGCCAGAUUCAAUAUCCGUCUCGACAGAACCGUCAUGAACAGAAACCAAGACGAAAUCAUUGCUAUGUACCCAUGGCAACAACUCAUAAGAAGAAAGUUUUUCAUCAGACACCUGUUCAUCCAUCAUCUUCGAUAUCUCAACCGCCAUUCAUUUUGGAAACUAAUCUCAAUCGAAACGUUCAAGCAAGUCCAAAUUAUCUCGAUGUAUUCCAUCAUGAUCAAUUAACUCGUUCAUCUUGA
This is a messenger RNA of Adineta ricciae, 5676 nucleotides long. The record is from the annotation of a GenBank genome assembly. Lineage: Eukaryota; Metazoa; Rotifera; Eurotatoria; Adinetida; Adinetidae.